AUGGCAUAUCAAGUUUCUGUAGCUUCCUGGAUAAGGAGACAUGGACAAAAAUAUUUCCUCCUUAUUGUGUGGAUAUGUGGUUGUUUGUUUUUAUUCUACCGAACAUUCUAUUACUUUAAAGAUGAUCCUUCAUUUUUCUACGUUCGUCAGAUAUUAGGGGUUUCGAUGUGCAUAUCACGUGGUACUGCUAGCAUUCUUAAUCUAAAUUGUGGACUAAUAUUAUUACCUACAUGUCGCUGUAUACUUACAUUCAUAACAUAUCUUAAUUCAAAGGUCAGAAUUUCAACAAUACGAGUUAUACUGGAGUCAUGUAAAGGUUUUCAUAAAGUCUGUGCUAUUACCAUAAUAUUGUCUUCUGUAAUACAUGUUAUUGGUCAUAUCUUUAACGCUUUGAAAUAUUCUCUGUAUUAUAACUAUCAAUAUCCUGAGGUAAAUGGUGCUUCUUACCCAAACCAGAACCCUAUUUUCAUCAUUCUAUGGACAGUAUCUGGUGUGACUGGUUUACUAAUGGCUUUAAUUCUAGUCCUCAUAGUUACUUCAAGUUAUAAACAUAUCAGAGAUUCUAAUUAUGAAGUAUUUUAUUACACACACCGGCUGAUAUUUAUUUUCUACGGUUUAUUAUUAAUACAUGCUGUGAAGGAGUCGUGGGUUUGGAUCGUUGUACCUUUGAUAUUGUAUAUAGUUGACGGUAUAAUACGUAUAUUUAAUAGAAAAACAACAACUAUUACCAAAAUUACGGCGUACACUGGUGAUGUUAUAGAACUUCAGUUGAAAUGUGAUGGAUUGAAAGCAAUACCGGGACAGUAUGUUCUAUUGAAGUGCCCAAGAAUUUCAUUAUUUGAAUGGCAUCCAUAUUCUAUCACUAAGUGUCCUGAUAAAUCGUCGAGUGGUUUCAACUUGUGUUUACGACAUAAAGGAGAUUGGUCAGGAAAUAUACACAAGGCAUUUAAUACUGAACUACAUUAUGAAGACAUAGUGAGAUCUCCAGAACUAAAAGUUGAUGGACCGUACAGUUCACCAUUAUGUGAAAUGAACCAAUCUAAACUAGCUGUAUGUAUUGCAGGUGGUAUAGGUGUUACUCCUUUUAUAAGCUUCUUACUUAAACUACGCUAUAAAGUUGGCAAAUUAAAGAAGUUAUAUUUUAUAUGGAUAGUUAGAGAUUUGAGUCAUUUAGCAUGGUUCAUGGAAGAUAUAUUACUAUCGCAUCAGUUGUUGGAAAGGAAGUUUCCAAAUAGCUUAGAGGUACAAUUCUAUGUUACUAAUAGUGAUAGUACAACAGAACAGAGACACUUUUCUGAAGAUUCUCUAAAUUUCAUUCAGCCACGAACCAUGUUCCACAGACCUGAUUGGGCUAACGUCUUAUCUUCAGUAUCCCAUCUCCAUUGUAGGAAAACUGUAGAUGUAUUUGUUUGUGGACCAAAGCAAUUGAUAUAUGAUGUUAGAAAGAUUACUUUGAAAUGUUGUAACAAGACGAACCGAUUUCUGUUAUUUGAAGAAUCUUUUUGA
Messenger RNA from Lottia gigantea (owl limpet), 1506 nucleotides. RefSeq lists its product as hypothetical. The transcript has 18 exons. Gene Ontology annotation, cellular component: NADPH oxidase complex; plasma membrane. Gene Ontology annotation, biological process: defense response; superoxide anion generation. Lineage: Eukaryota; Metazoa; Mollusca; Gastropoda; Lottiidae. Gene Ontology annotation, molecular function: superoxide-generating NAD(P)H oxidase activity. The record is from RefSeq and is a predicted model, not a curated record. Bases 1 to 1506 code for a protein of 501 amino acids.